AGCGCUGCGCAAUCAAUUUGUAAUAAAAUGGCUGACGCAGCGUACGCUGAGUCCGUUCCUUUUGCCGCGCAUGCCUAUUAUUAUUAUUUUUAAGUGAAACAUUGUAUUUUGUGUGGCAAUAAAUGGUUUCUUAUUCUUAUUCUUAUUCUUAUUCUUAUAUAAUGUGACGUCACAUCAUCUUAUCAUUUUGUUAGAGGCGUUUCAAUCGUCGAGUGCGAGCGUCAGACUUUAACUCUCAUUUUUUGACCUUUGUCCUAUAUAGACAUUUGAUCCUUAGGAAAAUCAAGAUCGUUUGACAUUAUUUACAAAAAAGUGGCUGUGACAUAAUCGGACAGACAGACGGACAUGACGAAUCUAUAAGGGUUCCGUUUUUUGCCAUUUGGCUACGGAACCCUAAAAACUGUCAAGUAGCCAAUUGACUUUGACAGCUAAUUUCGCGGGAAAUCGGCAUUCGCCAGCGCCACUGACAGUUGCAUGCAUUGCAUGAAAUUGUAUUAUUAUUCAUAAUUUGAUAUCAAUCGUAAUGAAAUAAUAUAAAAAAUAUUGCUAUGGACAAUUCUUACCUAUCUAUAUCAGAUAUAUUAGUUACAAAUGAACGAGUUCCAUGCAGAUUUUUACACGAUUUGCCUAAAAUGGGAUUUUUGGACCCGUCAGCCGCUGAAGAUGACCUUAAAGCUGGUUCAAACCUUGACGUGCCGCUGUGGUUAGCAGAGGCAUUAAAUUCGAGAAGGCCUCCCUUGUUGAACGUGGACCUGCCUAAAAUAUACAAAGAUGCUUACAGGGAAAUUCUUAAUGCAGAUGCCUGUACAGUGGACAUGCACAAGCUAGGGCCCCAUUUCUACGAGCUUGGGUGCUAUGUAGCAAAACAUGAUAUAAAAGGUGAAGUGAAAUCCACUUUAAUUAAUACUUUUAGACAAAGAUUCCGGAUGCUGAUGGCUGCCAGUGUGUCCAGUGACUCGAUUGGUUCCAUCCAGCCCUUGUCUGCCAGCGAGAGAAGACGUGCAGCCUCCGCUGCUGUCACGGAGAAGGCUCUGUCUAGCUGGCUACAGAGAGGAGACUCCCCUCUCACUACAGCGAACAUGGUGGCUAAUCAUAGGAAACGGAAACGAGCCGAGAUGGAAAUGUUGUAACAAAAACUUAAUUUAUAUAAAUUCAAAUUUAAUUACAAUUCAUGCUGGUUUUAAUUUAUAAUAUAAUAAAAUUUGUACUCAGUAUCACUAGAUCAUACAUUUUUCUAUCCUAUUUGUUAACCAUUUUAUAAAUAAUAAAUUUGCUCAGCUCA
Messenger RNA from Cydia pomonella (codling moth), 1282 nucleotides. RefSeq names its product DNA replication complex GINS protein PSF3 (gene Psf3). Gene Ontology annotation, biological process: mitotic DNA replication initiation. Bases 549 to 1130 code for a protein of 193 amino acids. The record is from RefSeq and is a predicted model, not a curated record. Gene Ontology annotation, cellular component: GINS complex. NCBI's taxonomy places the organism in Eukaryota, Metazoa, Arthropoda, Insecta, Lepidoptera, Tortricidae. The transcript has 3 exons.